This is a messenger RNA of Galeopterus variegatus (Sunda flying lemur), 1600 nucleotides long. RefSeq names its product speedy protein A-like. Gene Ontology annotation, biological process: G1/S transition of mitotic cell cycle; positive regulation of cell population proliferation; positive regulation of cyclin-dependent protein serine/threonine kinase activity. Gene Ontology annotation, cellular component: nucleoplasm. Gene Ontology annotation, molecular function: protein kinase binding. Lineage: Eukaryota; Metazoa; Chordata; Mammalia; Dermoptera; Cynocephalidae. The record is from RefSeq and is a predicted model, not a curated record.
GUUUCUGAGGGUCACGAAGAAGAAUCUGUACCUAACUCCUUGAACACCAAGGGAGGCAUGUCUGCCUGGGUCACUGAAUCUUGGGAAACAAAAAUGAGGCACAAUCAGAUGUGUUGUGAGACGCAACCUACUGUCACUGUUCAUGUAAAAUCAGGAUCAGAUAGAUCACAUCAGCCUAAACAACUCGUUAAUCUAAAGCGUCCUGUUUUUAAAGAUAGUUGGCAAGCAUCUGAAAAAAAUGCACAUAAUAACAGCAAAUCUACAUACCUGAAAGGACCUUGUUUAGUUAUACAGCCUCAGGAAAUGACUGCUUUCUUUAAAUUAUUUGAUGACGAUUUAAUUCAAGAUUUCUUGUGGAUGGACUGCUGCUGUAAAAUUGCAGACAAGUAUCUUUUGGCUAUGACCUUUGUUUAUUUCAAGAGGGCUAAAUUUACUAUAAAUGGGCAUACCAGGAUAAAUUUCUUUACUGCUCUGUACCUCGCUAAUACAGUUGAAGAAGAAGACGAAGAAUCCAAGCAUGAAAUUUUUCCCUGGGCUUUAGGGAAAAACUGGAGAAAACUUUUCCCUAAUUUCUUAAAGUUAAGGGACCAGCUCUGGUAUAGGAUUGACUGUAGGGCUAUUGUAAGCAGGCAAUGCUGUGAGGAGGUUAUGGCCAUUGCACCAUCCCAUUAUAUAUGGCAACGAGAACGCUCUGUGCAUCACAGUGGAGCUGUCAGAAGGUACAACAGAGAUGAAGUUCAAUUGCCCCGGGGACCUAGUGCCAAACCAGUAGAUUGUUCACUCUGUGGUAAAACAGGAAGAAAAAGAUAUGUUAGACUGGGAUUGUCUACAUCAUCAUCAUCCAGUGAUACAGUAGAGGUGAUGGAAAAACAUUCUCAGGAGUUACACAACUCAGUCUCAAUGGAUAUAAUAGUUGAUCCUUCUCAAGCUUGUAGCUAUUCUCAAGUAGCCAAUGACCAUCACUCAAAUGAAGAGGAAACCAAUUUCAUGAAGACAGACAAGUCUAUGGAGUGGUUUACUGGAAGUGAAGAAUGAGAUGGCUCAAGGAAAGCAACUUGGAAUCAUUCGCUACAUAAUGUCAAACUGCAAGACAAGUGUCCAAAUGAGACAUUUAGGCAGUUCUGAAAUGUUACAUAUCUUUCUUCAGCUUUUGUUACUUUUUCAAAAUUGUCUGUAAAAGCUAUAAAAAUCAUAGUAAUAGUUAAAAAUACCAAUCUAUGAAAGUAGUGGUUUGCAACACAAAGUUCUAUUCUGAUCCUCUUCUGUAUUCAAAUCAGUUGCUGUCAUCUGGGGUACUCAGUUAAAUUGUGGUUUGAACUUCCUCUACUUGACAAGAAAAGCUGAUUUAAGAGAGGAAAAAAAGUAAGUCAUGAAUUAGAAGAAAAAACACCAUUUAAUAUAAAUAGUCUGAAAACAUGGCUCACCUGUAUGACCAGUGUGCCAGUGUUUAGGUCUAGCAAUAUGGGGAAAUGAUCCAUAUGGAAAAUCAGAAUGGGAAUCUUCUGUUGGAGAACAAAAUAUGCACUAUGAGCUACACAAAAUAUUUUAUAAAUUGUUCACAAAAACUGUUAAAAUAAAAAUUACUGUCGCUUUACUCUAA